This is a messenger RNA of Diaporthe citri, 1287 nucleotides long. RefSeq lists its product as uncharacterized. The record is from RefSeq and is a predicted model, not a curated record. Bases 1 to 1287 code for a protein of 428 amino acids. Lineage: Eukaryota; Fungi; Ascomycota; Sordariomycetes; Diaporthales; Diaporthaceae. The transcript is spliced from 2 exons.
AUGUCGACUCUUCUCUUGUCUCUCAUAUCCGGCUUGUUGGUUGUGUCAGCACAACUGACGGGCAACGGAGUGUCUGUUCUACUCAACGACGUCAACUACUUCAACUCUCCAUUCGCCGCAGAGACCAUCUCGGUGGAAUCGUCUGCCUUGUCCUCUGCAAAGACUAUUUACGGAUUUGCGCCAGUCACAGUCGUACAGAAUACGAUCGAUGAGGCAUUACUGCCCGAGCUAGAGCUUUUUGCAAAUUGGACAUCUACCGACGACGUUUUUCAGGACGGGUUCUCCACCGUCGUCCUGCUCCCCAGUCAAGCGAAAAUAUCAAAUGCUAGCAGAUCGGAAGCGGACGGUGCUGCGUCUCUAAUUCUGCAACUUGACUCCCCAAAUGUUCCUUCCGGCCCCUACUUUCUGGAGACGGCGACUGGCGCCCUCCAUCAAGCAUAUCGUCUUUACAAUGACUUCUCAGGAGCCUUUACCGAAUCACUCCUACAAACCCCGGAUGGAACAAUUUUGCCCCUCUCAGCCCAUGUAGCCUUGUCAGCUACUGCCACCAUCGGUGUUCCUUCAAGACUGUACUACACCAGAACAGCCGAAAAGCCCCUGGCUGGAGUACGUAUCGGUGUCAAAGAUGUAUACCAUCUCGCUGGCGUGAAGUCUUCGUUCGGAAGCCAUGCAUGCCAGUUUGCCAACGGGGAGACGGCGACAGCAGAGUGGGUCGACUACCACUCGCCAUUCAAUGCACGCGGUGAUGGCUAUCAGGACUCGUCCUCGUCUUCUGCGGGCGCAGGGUCGAGUAUUGCCAGCUACGAGUGGUUGGACCUGGCCCCGAGCACCGACACUGGCGGGAGCAUUCGAGAUCCUGCUGGCGUUUCCGGGGUCUUUGGCAACAGGCCUUCGCACAGGCUUGUGCUAUUGGACCACGUCAUGCCUCUGUCGACACGGCUCGAUACAGCGGGCUUUGAAACGAGGGACCCAUAUCUGUGGGAUGAAGCUCAGAAGGUGCUAUACGGGGACAACUACACUUCUUUUGUCGGAAACGAAGCGGUCAAGUAUCCAACGAAGAUCUACACGAUGGAGUUUUACGACGCCAAUUCGAGCACCGGCGACGCAAUUCUGGUGGGUUUUGCCGAGAAGCUGGCUAGACUUGUGGGAGGCACCGUCACAGCGCUUGACCUUGAGGCGGCGUGGGAGGAAUCCAUUCCCUCUGAAGCUGGAGGGCAGGGUGUGAUGGAGUUCAUGAACCUCACAUACCCAACGCUGAUCGGAAAGGAGCAAGCGGCGCUCGUCUGA